Messenger RNA from Phymastichus coffea, 2537 nucleotides. RefSeq names its product spondin-1-like. The record is from RefSeq and is a predicted model, not a curated record. Lineage: Eukaryota; Metazoa; Arthropoda; Insecta; Hymenoptera; Eulophidae. Gene Ontology annotation, molecular function: serine-type endopeptidase inhibitor activity. Gene Ontology annotation, cellular component: extracellular matrix. The coding region runs from base 28 to 2283 and encodes 751 amino acids. The transcript is spliced from 12 exons. Gene Ontology annotation, biological process: cell adhesion.
UGCGCGAGGAAAUAGUGCAUACGAAAGAUGGGCAAGGCCGACGUAGUGAGAUGCGCGUGUCUGCUUUGCCUCGCGAUCAGCGUCAACAGCGACAAUUGUAGGGUCGCUUUCAGAGAUUAUCCGGAUGCCCACGAAGUGAUCGAGCCGUCGUACUUGAUCGACUUGUCGAUCAAAAACACCGUGCACGGUUUGGCGACCACGUACUUUCCGGACACUCAGUACGACAUAAUAAUACGCCCGAAAAACACCACUCUGUCGUUCAAAGAGUUCCACUUCAAAAUAGAAAACGUGAACAGCAUCAGAAGCUACGGAGCUUUGGACCUACGGGAGCCGGAAUUCACGACGUUCGAUACGCAAGCCUACUGCAUCAAUCGCGUCAUCAAUCUGGCCACGCCGAACAAGCCAAACGUCACGAUCGGUUGGCAGAGCCCACCCUCGAAGAGCGGCUGCAUCCAGAUGAUAGCCUACGUGAAGGAAACCGAGCUCCGCUAUCACAACGCCAAUCUGACCGUGUGCGAGGAUCCGAGAAUCGAGUUGGACGAUCCCGGCCAGAUCGUUAAGAAUUGCAGCGCUUGCGAGCGGGUCAAAUACGAGAUGACUUUCAAGGGAGUCUGGUCGAAGUACACGCAUCCUCGAAGUUUUCCAGUUAGAGACUGGUUGGCUGGCUUCCCCACUGUGAUCGGCGCGACGCACCAUCACGACUACAAAAUUUGGGAAGUCCACACGAGAGCGAGCGAAGCCAUGAGAAAGUUCGCCGAGACCGGCGACUCCGUCGAUUUGGAAUUGGAACUCAAGGCUCAAGCUACGAUGUCCGGCGAGAGGAUGGACAACGUCACCACGAUCAUCAAGUUACGCGGGACGAAUUUCAAAAAUAAGACGCAGGCUCGCGCUCAGCUGCAGGUCGACAGGCGGAGCCACGUGGUCUCGCUCGUCGCUAGAAUAAAUCCGUCGCCCGACUGGUUCAUCGGGGUGUCGUCGCUGGAGCUGUGCGCGGGCGACACUUGGCUGGAGGACAAAACGCUGAACCUGUACGCGUACGACGUCGGCUCGAGGACCGGCCUCACCUUCGAGAACAACGCCUAUACGGACGACGUGAUCAACCGCAUGAACAUGAGCUGGCCCGUGCCGCCGGCCGGCAGCGGCCUCAGGCCGCCAUUCUGGGACCCGACCAACAACACCCACGAGGUGAGACCCAUGGCGAUCAUCCACUUCAGACGAAUGCGAACGUUCGGCAACACUUGCCCGAGGAAGCCCGAGGAACAGAAAACCGACGAGGAUUGCUUCGGCCAGUGGUAUCGGGAGAAGGAGUGCAGCGCCACGUGCGGCGAGGGCCUGCUGACCUUCAAGAGGGACUACAAAGAGGGCGUCAACGCGAGCUUGUGCGACGGCAAAACCAGCAAGACGGAGGCCUGCGAGAAUCUCGGCGCGUGCCCGGCGAAGAUCGACGAGCAGCGCUGCCAGCUGACGGAAUGGUCGGGCUGGCAGCCGUGCGCGGCGACCUGCGGCCAGGAGGCCAUCGGCCGUACUCGCAACUUCAAGGACUCCAGCUACCAGUCCGAGUGCAAGAGUCAGUACCCGGACUGGCACAUGCACGAGUUCAAGGAUUGCGGCCACCCGCCUUGUCCCAACGUCGAGCCCAAUUGCAACGACUCCCUGUACGAGAAGUGGCAGAAUUGGGGAGAGUGCUCCGUGACCGUCGGCCUGGGAAUUAAAUACCGGCUGCGAGCUAAACUCUACCUCAUCGUGGUCAGCGAGGACGUCCCGGAGGACGCCGGCUACGUUGGCUGCACCUACGAGAAGGCCGUCUGCGAAGGCGUCGACCCCAGAAGCAUCACCGAAGCGCCGAUCGUGGAUCGCUAUGCCUCGGGGAGAGAGAUUUCGACCGCUCGUCCGCACGGCAAACCACCCGAAUGCCUGCUCGAUAUCGAGGAGGGCGAGGCCUGCCCUGGGAAGAUCGACGAUUCGUCCAACAGAUGGGGAUACAACAAAGAUUUAAACGAGUGCGAGCCCUUCCGGUACAGAGGCUGCGCUGGUAACGAUAACUCGUUCGACGAGAGAAAGGAAUGCUUCAGAGAAUGCGUCAUCGGGGAGCUAUCGGAUUGCCUGAUGGAGUGGACCGAAUGGUCCAUCUGUAGAGACUGCGUCAAAGAGCAGACGAGAACGAGACUAGUCAAGGUGCCUCCAUCUCGUCAUGGUAAACCCUGUCCUAAAUCUGGCAAUUUGGAAAGAAAAUCGUGCAAUCGCCUCCUCGAAUGCGAGUUAUUAGAUAAAAAAUACGUAUGAGACGCGUACCAUUCGAAGUUCAUUUCUGCUUGAGAACGUGUUCUGCGAGGCGAGACGAGAAGUAUUUCAAUUUCAAGUUUACUUUCAUGACAUCUACAACGGAUAUUUACGUGGAAUAACUUCCAAGAAGUUAACGUUUUCAAGGGGGAUUUUAAACGAUCGAAGAGGAAGAACAUCGCCAACUAACACUGACAGUCUUAGUAUCCUCCCAAUAACAUGUUCAUUUUAAUUAAUCGACUCAAAAUUAUAUUGUA